AAACCAAACGAAGCAUUUUCCACGGAUCGAAUUUCCAAAAUGAUAUCGUUUUUCAGUGCGAUUUCAACGCUUCGGAUUCCUUUGUCGCAUCAUCCAUGACUCCGCACCGCAUUUUCGUACAUGCCUCAGCGUUGCCGUCCCUCCCACCAACCCUAGCAACAGAGUGAACAUGGCGGCGUCUGGCAACGCAGAACAAUCACCAGAACUAUCGAGGCCGUUAAAGAUACCGAAAACCGAGGUGCCAUCACCAGAGUCGGAGGAUUUGAGUGACAGUAACCAGUACCACUCUGGUCCCUCCACACCCAACCGCUUCUCGCCGUUGAACGUGGGCUCCGGGGCCGCUGCACGGACGGCGGCCUCAUCCUCCAACAACUAUACUGCUUGUCGGGGUAUGUCGUGGACCCCUUCCGAAACGAACGCCCUCAUCGCGGUGUGGGGAAACGAGAGGCUGACAGAGGCCAAGAUGCAGCAGUUGGAAGUCGCGGGCACCAUGUUUACUGGUAAAGCCCCGGGCCCUGCCAUGUACGAGCGGGUGUCCAGAGCCUUGUCGGAGUUGGGCUACGAGAGGACCCCGUCUCAGUGCCGGGAGAGGAUGAAGACACUUCGCCGUUGCUACAGCCGUGUGAAGGAGCAUGGCAUUGGCAAGAGGAAGAGCAGCUACACUAUUGAGCAACUGGAGAAGGUGUUUGGUCAGGGAGGCUGGGAUUCCCAGACCUGUGCGCCAGUGCUGAUCAACAGCAGUGGGCUUUACCAGGAGAUGGAGUCUGAUGGCAGUACCUUGGAAGACUUCUCCCAGGAGGACUGGUGCAACCAGGUACUUGAUUCAGCCUUCCAGGAGGGAGACAUGGACACUGAAGAAAUACAUAUGCCGAAAAGCAGAGCUCUUCAGAUUCAAGCAGAGCUCUCAGAGCAAAUCCAAAAAAAGGAUAUGAUGCAGACGCUGAUCCGUAUCCUAGAGUCAGUGCAGCUCAAAUGGGAACACUUUCAGACUUGGACCGAGUUUUCACGCCUGCACCUCUCGAACAAGCUCGCCAUCUUCGGUGUUGGCUAUGACACUCGUUGGCGAGAAGAUGUACGUUACCAUUAUGCCGAGAUAAGUUCACAGGUACCACUGGGAAAGAGGCUUCGUGAAUUCUUCAAUCCAGAGAAGCCUGAGGGCAAAACCAUUAUGACCAAGGUUCAGAAGAUGAACUGGAAAAAUGUCUACUACAAGUUUCUGGACAUUACCAUCAGUGAGGCGCGCUGCCUCGAGCUGCACAUGGAGGUGGACUGGCUCCCGGUUUCUCUGUUGAGGGAAGCAGGGUCGAGCAUGUCCACAUCCCACUACCUCCUACCUGGGGAUAUCCCCAAGACAUAUGGACUCUACGCUAUCGGUUAUGAGGAGGCGGCAUCAGGUCGGACGUCUCCCCAAAGUGAUAUUCAGAACUGUAGCUUAGCUCACUGUGAGUCAGACAAUUGGGCACCAAGUCAGAUUGAUGGAGACGGGGCAGGGAAUAGUGACAUCACUGGGACUAAAGUCACUUACUGCUACCUUGGUAUUGCUGAAGAUAGGACAAUUCAACAGUGUCUUUUACAGAAUUUUCAGAUUUCCGCAAAACACUACUUCCAAAGUGAGCCCUCCCCGGUGACUCAUUUUUUGCAACAGAACUGCCGCAAUUGCGUCUUAAAUGAUGAUGUGGGCGGUCGAGGCUUAGUUCGGUGUUUACCCAUUUACAUCAAAUUUAUAGAGGUGGAUCUGGACUUCCUUUCUGCCGGUUCCUUAGUGGAGUGCCUGGAAACUGCUGUUGGUUAUUCUUUGAAGUACAACAGCAAUGGACCAUUUUAAUCUCCCGCCUUUUGGACACGUUUGUUGAGAAAUGAGUGGAUGCUGCACCAAGCAAAGAUGACUCGUUCGGUUGUGAUUGGGCCUUAAAACUAAAUUUGAUAAUCCACACUCUGUGCUUAAAUGUUUUGUCUUUUGAAAUUUGAGCAUUUAAAAAUCUGCGGCUCUUAUUUAUUUCUUUUUCAGAAGGUGUGUUCCUUGUUGUUCCUUAAUGUGUGGGGUGGGGGUUUAGGAAGAUGGCUUCUUAAAUUUGCAUCCGUCUACCUCAGUAGAAUUAGCAGUGAGGUAAAACGGGGACCAUAGCAGAUGACAGAAGACUAUUGCUAAAGCUACCUUAAGACGGACUAAUGAACUAUGGGGCCUUAAUUAAAACCAUAUUGAAACCACAACAUGGAUGCAGGCAGCAACUUUGAGUGCUCAAUAGAUGCAUAUAAUGGUGUGUGCGUGUGUGUGUGUGUGAGACUACUCACUAAACGUUUGGGAUAUUUGGCUUUCAGGUGAAAUUGACGGUAAAUGUAAAACAUUGACGCUACAGUGAUAUCACUUCAGGAAAGUCGGACAGAUUUCCUCAUUCAAUUCUUUUAAACAAAAGUUAAUAACAAUGGUGGGUACACUAAACAAAAAAAUGCCAAUGUCUCAAUGACUUACCAUGUGCCCUUUAGCAUCAAUUACAGCUUGACGACGUCGCAUGCUGUUCACAAGUCGAGUUAUUGUCUGCUGAGGCAUGGCAUCCCACUCUUGAAGGGCAGCCCUCAGGUCAUUGAGGUUCUUGGGAGCAGAGUUUUGAGCCUCUACACAGCGACUCAGCUGAUCUCACACAUUUUCAAUAGGAUUCCAUUUGAGGAAAACCAGUCUCCAACAUCCGUUCGCUAAUGAUAUCACCUCAAUGAGCUGGAGCAUUGUUUUUCAUGAAGAUGAAAUUCGGCCCGUGUUGUUCAGGUCACACAAUCACUGGAUGAAAAAUUUUAUUCAAGUAGUAUGGGCUUGUCACUGAAUCAAUCACAAAAUAUAGGGUAGUUCUGUACCGACUGGACACACCUGGCCACACUAUAAAACCGCCGCCACCAUAAGCUCUCUUCCAGUCUCUCUGUGUCUCUGUUGCAAUGACGUUCUGUGACAGUCUAAGCUCAGUGGCCACUUCUCUCUGAGAGCGUCCUGUUUCAAGCAUCACAAUGGCAAAGUACUUUUGAUCAAUUAUUAGGUGUCGUCUUGGUCUCAUGAUGUCAAAAUGUGAACAGCAUCAUGAGGACAACUGUUUAAACAUCAGCGCUGAACCAGGACAUUUAUUGGUUGAUUCAAGGAUCAACCACCUGUUGUGAAUUUUGCAGUUAAGCUCCUCAUGAGAGAAAAACAACUUAUACAAAAAACAUUUAGGAGUUGGAUGUGCAUUCAAAAGCUCAGAGAAGGUCACAUAAAUUUCACCUGAAAGCCAAAUCUCCCCAAUUGUGUGUGUGCUUGUGUGUGUGGGUGUGUGUGUAUCCAUCUAUAUAGACAUACAGUAUACAAUGGUAAUGUGCUGCACUGCAUUAUAUUAAGAUCUAUACAAUGUAGUGCUGUAUGUCUCAGAUGUUCCAGGUUCAAAUCUUGGCUGCGGCCAAUCUGUGGAGUUAGUGUGGGAUUCUUAAGGUUGCAUAGUAUUCUUGUGGUAGUCCGGUAUCCUCCCACAUUCAAAAAAAAAACAUGCAAGCUUGGUGAAUUGAAUAUUUUUACUUGUGUGUGAACAGUGGUUAAUUUGUUUGCUGUGAAAGUGACUGAUGAAUAGCCUUGGCCAUAGGCUAUUCGUCAGUAAGAAAAGAACAAAAAGGUUGGGGGCUAGGGUGGUGGUUUCCAACAUAUUUUCCGCCACAGACUAGUUCAUGAGCUAACUAAUAUCAACUAAUAUUUCACAGACUUGCAACCAUCCCUUGAAGGCCGACGGGGUUGGGUGGGGGUUUGCAGUUGGGUUAGGGGAUGUGGGGUUCUAAUCAACCGCUAAUCCCCCCGCCCCCC
Hippocampus zosterae (dwarf seahorse) is the source of this 3811-nucleotide messenger RNA. It is a transcript of the gene msantd2, whose product is annotated as myb/SANT-like DNA-binding domain-containing protein 2. Bases 170 to 1825 code for a protein of 551 amino acids. The transcript has 4 exons. The record is from RefSeq and is a predicted model, not a curated record. Lineage: Eukaryota; Metazoa; Chordata; Actinopteri; Syngnathiformes; Syngnathidae.